CCCUAUUCUUUUUCACACACCCUCCUGUUUUGGCAAAGCUUCGAGAGAGAGAGAGAAAAUAAUAGAAGUCUGCAUUUGCAUAUUGCCGGAUCUGCUUCAGGCUUUAACAGGAGAGAAGACAGCCAUCGGGAAAAGGUUACUGUGGAUGAAUUGCCAUGUCCUCAGCUGGGCUCCAAAUCUCUGCAUUUGUAGUAGCACUAAUCGGACUAUGUGGAGCCAUUGCUGCUACACUGUUACCCAACUGGAAAGUCAAUGCUGACACCGGAGCGAAUAUCAUAACCGCUGUGACCCAAAUGCAAGGUCUUUGGAUGGACUGCACAUGGUACAGUACCGGUAUGUUUAGCUGCACUGUAAAAUACUCCAUACUUUCGCUUCCGGUCUAUAUCCAGACAGCAAGAACCACCACAGUGCUCUCCUGUAUACUGUCCAGUCUGGGAAUAUGUAUCUCUCUGGCCGGGAUGAAAUGUACACGACUAGGAGGUGAUCGGCAGACCAAAAGCAACAUAGCUUUUGCAGGUGGGACAUGCUUUCUGCUCGCUGGUAUUUUUGGUUUGGUCUCUGUGUGCUGGUACAUGAAGGAGAUUAUUUCAAGCUUCCUAGAUCCAUCUGUUCCUGACAGUAGCAAACAUGAACCUGGUGGAGCAGUAUACGUAGGUUUUAUGUCAGCCGGGCUGCACUUUCUAGCAGGUACAGUCUUCUGUGCAUCCUGUACUAAAAAGCAUCAGGAUGAAUGGGACUCACAGCCGAAAAAAAUUGUGCAGCCAGCAGCUCAGCAACCAGAAAACAAUAACAACACAGGCUAUAACCUCCAGGACUAUGUAUAAAUAAUCCAUAGAAGAAACAGCUUGUUUAUUAUACUCACAUACACAUAUUAUUUUUCCUAAUGUAAACUUCAAUAUUAAUAUAUUUUAUUUAA
Molecule: messenger RNA, 916 nt
Organism: Pelobates fuscus (common spadefoot toad)
Lineage: Eukaryota; Metazoa; Chordata; Amphibia; Anura; Pelobatidae
Gene: CLDN20
Product: claudin 20
Exons: 2
Coding region: 156-824 (222 amino acids)
Biological process (GO): cell adhesion; bicellular tight junction assembly
Cellular component (GO): plasma membrane; bicellular tight junction
Molecular function (GO): structural molecule activity
Source: RefSeq, a predicted model, not a curated record